CGAAAAAUGUGAAGAACCAGCUCCAAACAGCCACGCAAAACCAGCGCGGCUCGAAUCCCCGUUCCCGUUCCCAAACUCCUACCACCACUCCGCGUCCGCGCGCACGUCUCCCGUAGUCAACCCCCACGCUCUCACCGCUUAAGAGCGCACAAAAACAACUUCCCCCGUUCCCCGCCUCUUCCCAUGGCCGCAUCGGGAGGCGAAGAAGCGGAACCCUCGGCAUCGUCACCUUCGUCUCCGGCUCCGUGGAUCACGCUGGAGGAGUGGAGCGGAUCCGCCGCCACCAAGCUCUCCCGCACCGCCGUCCUCACCGGCACCUCCUCCUCUCUCGCCAUCCACAGGUUCGGGAGCCGAUGGGGACAGGUAUGGAGGAAGAUUCUCGGGGCCUUUGUGCCGGAGGGAUUUCCAGGCAGUGUGACUCCGGAUUAUGUUCCAUUCCAGAUAUGGGAUUCCUUGCAGGGACUUUCAACGUACAUACGCUCCAUGCUAUCUACCCAAGCUCUCUUGAGUGCAAUUGGAGUUGGUGAAAAAUCUGCUACCGUCAUCGGUGCUACUUUCCAGUGGUUUUUAAGGGAUUUCAUGGGGAUGCUUGGAGGUAUCUUGUUCACGUUUUACCAGGGGUCUAAUCUUGACAGUAAUGCCAAGAUGUGGCGUCUAGUUGCAGAUUUUAUGAAUGAUAUCGGAAUGCUGAUGGAUCUCCUCUCUCCUUUGUUUCCUUCAGCUUUGAUAGCAAUAGUCUGCUUAGGAAGCGUGUCUAGAUCGUUCACUGGUGUUGCUAGUGGAGCAACUAGAGCAGCUUUGACUCAACAUUUUGCACUUGAGAACAAUGCAGCUGAUAUCUCAGCGAAAGAGGGUAGUCAAGAGACAGUUGCAACAAUGACAGGGAUGGCUCUGGGAAUGCUACUAGCUCAUAUUACGAGGGGCCAUCCUUUUGCUGUAUGGUUUUUGUUCCUGUCUCUGACUAUAUUUCAUAUGUAUGCGAACUACAAAGCAGUUCAGUGCCUUUCACUUACUACGUUAAAUUAUGAGAGAAGCUCCAUUUUGCUACAAUAUUUUAUGCAGAGUGGAAAAGUUCUAACACCGGAACAAGUCUCUCCCAGAGAACAUAUAUUCCCUUUUUGGGCCAGAUGGCGGAGAUUAAUAAAGCCUAAACUACAACAUGAACAUGUACGGUUAGGCGCUAAAGCCUCUAGACUUGCACAUUCGGAUUUGAUGGUGCUUGCUGAAUUAGCGAGAUCCUGCUAUAAAGAUGCUAAAUAUCUGUUGUUGGAGAAGCAAGGGGAUAUUUAUGUGUUCAUCCAUAAGCACGCCAACCCUGCGGAUAUCUUAAAGUCCUACAUUCACAGUCUUGUAAUAGCAAAUCUCAUGAAUAAAAGCAAAUCUUUGCACACACACAGCCAACUAUGGAUGAAUGAACAGUAUCCUAUUUUCAUUGAAAAGCUGCGGUCCGCAGGAUGGGCAGCAGAGCGACUUCUUUCGCCGGCGACUGUUUGGAGGGCACACUGGGUUCAUGGCCCUGCAAAUAGUUAGAUCAUAAUUUACAGUAAAUAAAACUAUCAGUUUUUGUAUUGAAAACCCUUAAAAUAUUCUUUUUAAUACUACACAGGCUGUGUGUAAUGUGCCCCAAUAUUUAUGAAUAAUUUUUCUAGAUUUUCAUGUA
Messenger RNA from Ananas comosus (pineapple), 1660 nucleotides. Its product is annotated as protein root UVB sensitive 3. Lineage: Eukaryota; Viridiplantae; Streptophyta; Magnoliopsida; Poales; Bromeliaceae. Bases 184 to 1530 code for a protein of 448 amino acids. The record is from RefSeq and is a predicted model, not a curated record. The transcript is spliced from 15 exons.